Molecule: messenger RNA, 851 nt
Organism: Menidia menidia (Atlantic silverside)
Lineage: Eukaryota; Metazoa; Chordata; Actinopteri; Atheriniformes; Atherinopsidae
Source: the annotation of a GenBank genome assembly
CUGCAAUCUUUCAACAAGUCAGUCAUGAGAAUCCUUGUCGUACUAGCUGUAGCAGUGCUCUCCGGCUGCCAUGCCAACAUCUUCUAUGCUGAUGCACCCAAACCACAGCUGGAAGUGGUGACUGACGCUUUCUGGGACUACAUUGCCAAGGCCACACAGACAGCUGAUGACACCCUCCAGAUGAUCAGGAAAUCACCAGUUGGGCAGGAAAUCAAUACCCGUCUGACAGAAAGCGCUGACAUAGCCAGCAGGUAUGCGGUCUCCCUGCAGGAGCAGCUUCCCCCUGCAGCCCACGACCUGAUGAGCAAGAUUAGCAGUGAAGCUGAUGUGCUGAAGAACGUACUUACCCAGGAGCUGAGCUCCGUCAGGGACAAUCUGGAGCCCUACACCGAGAACAUGAAGGCCCAGAUCCAGCAGAGAGUGGAGCAGCUCAAACAGGAGCUGGCCCCCUACGCCGAAUCCCUGGACUCUGAGGCCCUGAGAGGCGUUCUGCUGCAGAGGAGCGAGGAGCUGAAGACCAGCCUGGAGCAGAGCGUGAAGGACCUCCAGGCUCAGCUGGGACCCUACACCGAUGACCUGAAGCAGAAGGUGGACCAGCACCUGCAGGAAUUCCAAAAGAGUGUGGCGCCAAUGACUGAGAAGGUCCAAGUGGAACUCAGUCAGAGAGCCAAUGUGGUGAAGCAGAUGGUGGCGCCCUAUGCCGAGGACUUGAGAGGAAAGCUGGACCCCUACGCUCAGGACCUCCAGGCCCAGCUCACUUCCCUCUACCAGUCGUUUGUCGAGUCCAACUAAAGCAGUCUAGACCCCAGGAGACAUAAUUUAUACAAGAACCCAACCAUGAUAGUGUAUUC